ACGAAGAAUUUGUGUAAAUGCCAAUGUAUUUUAAGAAGAGUGGCUCUUCAAAAUUUAGCACCGCGCCCUUGCCUACAACUAGAGGGUGCUCAGGGUGGUAUGUGCACAUUCUGGGAGGAGGCACCCGCACAUCACUACAGCUGGCAACCCUCACGGCUGCUCCAGCCGUACCAUUACUAAUACUGAGCACGUCACCGCAGACGGCGCUGUGCUCUCCCCGCGCUGGAGCCGCACACGAGGUGGUGUGUUUGCAUUUUCGGAAAGAACGUGGCAAAGGACAAUUAGAUGAUCAAGAACAUCAUCAGCUGAAUAGCGGCCCGUAUCAGAAAAGAUUGAGAGCCUGAGACUGUGGUCGGUCUGAGUUCCAUAGAAUAACAACAUUCUUCUGACAGCAAUAAUACCAAAUCCUCAGCUGAGGCAGAGGUAUACCGUUGUGACAUUGAAAACAACCGCAAGACAGUUCUGAAAGACUUGCAGCAUGCAAUAUACAGUUAGCAAAGUGCUGUCCGGUGUGUGAUAGUAGUGCGUGUGUUUGGAGAGGUGGCACUCAGAUCCCGGCGGUGAGGCGUCAGGCUUGCCACUCCCGCCUGAACACAAUGAUAGCCUUGAUGAGGCUGGGCUGAACUAGACAACCAUGUGUAUCUUACAGAACCAGACAGUGUUACUUGUUGUCAGUUGUAAAAUGGACAAGUUUCGGUAUCUUUGCUUAAAGUAGUGACACACGAUACGCCUGACAUUACAGAGUUGUGUGUGUAACCCGAGGAGCAGCACUAAUUCCCCACAUACCGCUGCGGCAGUGCGUCGAGUGGCAGGAUGGGGAGCAUGCCGGGAGUGAGGUUGCAGGACCACCACCACCUCAAAUACACUGUCAGCCUCACCAGGGUGGGCCAACAAGUGUAUUCCACCGUGUUCUCGUGGGGCUCAACAGCCACCCACGCCUCCAUCAAAGACGCCCUCUACAGCCUCCCCAAUUACAACUCGGCAAAGUUUCGAAAGGAUUUUAAUGGGGCGCAGCGCGAGAAGAUCAACCAAGGUGACCCCGUGGCAACAUUCGACAUCUCGCUGACCUACAAGUUGCUUCAGUUGCUGUGUGGCCUGAAGGAAGCGGUAGACCCGGCCUGGGUGACGCCGGCAGACACCCUCGAGUACUUCCUUCACAACAUCAAGUCCUUGAGGAAUGAAGUCGCACAUGACACGCUGCACCUGACUGCCGAGGAAAUGUUGAACAAAAUGGAAAUACUCAAAGAUCUCUUUAUCAAGACCAUCAGAAAGGCAGGAGAAGUAUUUUCUGUAGUGCCUGCUAAAGUAGACACUCUGGAGAAGUCCAUCACCACUCAGUUGGACGCCAUCAGGGAUUCCCCCGUGCCAUUGUCCACCGUGGAUGAGUACAAUAAAGAGGUACUCACCAGCAGGAAACUUCGCCUGAUAGAGGAAGGAGGUUAUGAGUUGACUCAGACGUAUGACAACGUGUGUGAGUUGAGCGUCGCUCCCUGGCUUGUAUCGGGACAGCGGGUGAACGUGGAGGCCCUGUUUACCCCGCCCACGCUGAGGAGAGAACAAACACAAAUAAGACAGAGGCAACUGUCACUAGAGGAGAGUCAUGUCGCCUUCACAGACAUCCUGCGGGUGACGGAGUGUGACGGGACGGAACCGCACGUGACCCUCAUCUCGGCCUUGAGUGGGAUGGGAAAGUCUACAUUAUUGAAAUUCCUUCUGAAUAAAGUGAAAACUAACGGAAAUACAAUUUCCAAUGUGGAUGGCUUUGAUCUUGUUCUUUACUUGGAGUGUCGCCACUCAACCUUCGCUUCUGUGGAGGACAUGGCAGCCUUUUUACUACCAAGAACGGCCGCUUCCUUCCAUUCUCCAGAGUUCCAGAAGACACUCUUUGCCUUGGACUUCCUGCUUGUAGUAGAUGACGUUGAUGAGUUAGAUCAAACGUCUUUCUCUGUCUUUCUUGACUUUAUAAGGAAAGUCUCUCCAGCAUCGCGAUUCUUGGCAACAGUAUCUCGAGAGAAAGCUGACGCUCUCAAACAAAAAGUCUUGAGUAUACACAAAAAUGUCCUGCUCCUGGAAAUUGAAGGAAUUCCUGAGGACCAAAUUCCCGUCAUGCUCCACCAAACGCUAUCAUGCGUCUCGCCCAGCGUGCGUCCAGGAGAAGGAGACAUAAACCAGCUACGUGACCUGAUUCGAUCCAAGCGUCCCUUCCUGCAGGAGCACCUCAAGUCUCCUGAAAUCCUCAGCCUAAUCGCUCUGAGCUGGACACUGGCACAGGAACGGAUCAAUGCCUCCGUCACCGUCACAGAGGUGGUCAUGCUUGUCGAGGACCUUUUGAUACACAAGGUUGUUCACAAAUUGAUGGGAUCGAGUGGAGCCGGGCCUUGUGCACAACAUGCCAUAUCUUCCAAGCUACAGACAUACCUGUUGGCACUUAGCGGCAUGGCACUGCAGUCCCUCGUCAAGGGUAAAUAUGUAUUGGAUGCAGAAGACCUUGAAAAGUUGACUGAAAAAUGCAAAAGUUUGGAGCUUCCUGAAAAUUAUAUGAUGUCAGCAUUUCUGAACCAUUCUACCGACCCCGACAGUGGCUUGUGUUUGACGCCUCGAGUAGUGCCUUUCCCCCGCACCCUGACGCUUCUCUACUACGCUGCCUGGUAUGCCGUUCAGCGCCUCAGAGUGGCUCCUCCCUCCACCAGAAUUAGACAGUUUCUAAAGCUGCAAACUCCUCUCCCUAACGAGUCACAGAUGAACAACCUUCGGGUCAUGAUGAAGUACUUGGUGGGGAUGCUGAUCGUACUGGCACCGAAAGAAUUGCACUCAAGAGCAAGGGAAGUAGUGGAUCUCCUGAAGGAACUGGGUGUAAAAACCACGUCACAAUGGCUAGAAUACGUCGAGGAAGCGAAAGAAGAGCAAAGGUUGACUCAGGAAAUAAUGAAGGAGCUUGGAGAGGAGUGGGAGGUGGAGGAGUACGCCAUUUCCUUGACGCUGGCCAACAUCAUCAGACACAGGAAACCCAAGCGACUCGUCCUAACGACGCUUCAUAACCCAGAUAAUUACUGUCACCUCCAAGAAGUUCUCAAGUCCUGCGCCAACACUGAAACAACUCUUUCUCUCCACUUAUAUCAGCACUUUUGGUCUGAGAAAAAUGAUGUCUCAGACAGAUUCCUGAGGACCAUAACAAGUGCCAAUCCUCAGUACAAGUUGGAACAUUUCGCAGGGCGCCUUACCGGACCAGCCUUAUUAACGCUACCGAGUUCUCUGCAAAGACUGGCCCUCCACAUCACCCCGAGUUCCCUGGGAUCCCUAAAUGAAGUUCUUCCGUCUCUCACAUCACUACAGAUGCUUUACCUUAACUUUGAUGUGCCCACCUCCACCCCACCCAGCUCGGUGCCUCCGCUAAACCUUCAGGGCAGACCAAUAGUGUUGUCUGUGGAUUUGUGGAGGAUUACCGAAGAUUCAGUUCAGUGGUGUAGUGAUAUCGCUGGCGUCUUGAGCAAACACUACACACGCCUGGUGCUUCGCCGGAGUGAGCUGAACAAAGAUGGUUGUUCAAAGUGGGUGGAGGGACUGCGUGCAGGCGGAGUCACUGUGGACGCCAUCGUGCUGGGGUCCACGCGGGUCUUGACGCCCCAAGAUCGAGAACACAUCCACAAUCUCACUAUUGAAAUUGGAUGCAAGGACCUAAAGGUGAUGAAGGUCUAGUGGUGACUUACUCGUGACCAGACAGUGCUCAACACCUACAUCAUACAUACUUUUGUUAGCGUCACUUUAAAGUUGAUUUUUUUUUUUUUAGUUUUUAUAUGAACUAAAUGCCUAAAUUGAAAGGGCAGAAUGUUUCUUUGUCUCGUGACCAGUGUGUGUGCCCUUGUGAAACUUAAUAGAAAUGCUAUUAAAAAUUGUUACAACUA
Molecule: messenger RNA, 3902 nt
Organism: Portunus trituberculatus (swimming crab)
Lineage: Eukaryota; Metazoa; Arthropoda; Malacostraca; Decapoda; Portunidae
Exons: 1
Coding region: 814-3696 (960 amino acids)
Source: RefSeq, a predicted model, not a curated record